AUGGAGUCACACCUGAUUUACACCAGUCACAUCCAGGUGCGCCUAGGGGAGCACAGCCGUGGAACUAGCUCGGGGAACGAGCAGUUCUCCGCCGCCCAGGAAAUCAUCUCCCACCCCGGAUUCCGCGCCCCCAGCGCCGGCAGCCGGGACUACGAGAAUGACAUCAUGCUGCUCCGCCUGUCACCCCCGGCCGUCUACACUGACUACGUGCAGCCCCUGGCACUGACUGACAGCUGCCCCCCAGAAGGGACCCACUGCACCGUGAUGGGAUGGGGCACCACCACCAGCCCCGCUGAGACGUACCCUGAUGUUCCCCAGUGCUUGGACGUCGAUAUUCUCUCCAAUACCAUCUGCGAGGAUGCGUACCCCGAGAAAGUGACUGAGAACAUGCUCUGCGCUGGGGUGCUGGAGGGGGGCAAAGACUCCUGCCAGGGUGACUCCGGCGGGCCCCUGGUCUGUAACGGGAAGCUGCAGGGCCUGGUUUCCUGGGGAGAUCACCCCUGCGCCCAGCCCAACAAGCCUGGGGUCUGCACCAGCAUCUGCAAAUACCUAGCCUGGAUCCAGGAGACCAUCGGGGGGAAGUGAUGGCCCCGGGGGCUGGGACUGGGGCCAGGUGGGGCAAAGGGGGUAAUUACUGACCCCAGCCUGGAGCCGGGUUCAGGAGCGACCGAGACGCA
This is a messenger RNA of Terrapene triunguis (Three-toed box turtle), 677 nucleotides long. RefSeq names its product cationic trypsin-like. NCBI's taxonomy places the organism in Eukaryota, Metazoa, Chordata, Testudines, Emydidae. Gene Ontology annotation, molecular function: serine-type endopeptidase activity. The record is from RefSeq and is a predicted model, not a curated record. The coding region runs from base 1 to 585 and encodes 194 amino acids. The transcript is spliced from 4 exons. Gene Ontology annotation, biological process: proteolysis.